GGGGCGAUGGAGGACUUAAUCCCCUCCACACCAGGAUGUGUAUGGGGUUGGUUAAUAACCACACACGCCAGGCCGCCCCCAGCGUCUCUUCUUCCCAAGCCGCUGUUGCUCUCCGCGACUGAUCGGGUGCUCGUUUGAAUCUCGAUGCGUUCCGCGCGCGGAAUCUUUAGAUUGUAGGGGGAGUGUGAAUCUUCGCUGACGGACUUGUCAUCAAGCAUCCCGGAGAUCGACACGCGAUGUCAUCAAACUCCGAGAAGCACAGAGCCUUCGUCUCGGAGCCCAUGGGAGAUAAACCCGUGACGGAUUUACCCGGAAUUGGUCCGGCACUCGAUUCUUGCCUCCAGAAAGAAGGACUGGACAAGGCAUACAAGUUGCUGGGCCAGUACCUACAGGUGGGCAAGAAAGAGGAGAUUUUUAAGAAGAAGCUCAAGGACACGUUUGGAGCCGACGAAGAGCAGGCGUCUGCGUGCUACGCGUGCCUUAAGGAAUGGUCCAACAAUCACCUGUAGCCCUGUGACCGUGGGGAGGUCACUCAGCUACAGGCGUCCCCUCUUUCAGCCCUGCACGGACACUGGGUUGCAUGACGUGCCAUCAUCUCACUCCAAUGGACAAACAUCAACUUGAAUUGGCCUGAUUGUCAACCAGAACUCCAGUCGAAUGACAACUCGAGUCGGUUAACAAGCGGUUGGCGUUUACAUGAUUUUCCGGAGUUCAGAAGUGGAUCUGGCAUGGUCCAAUAAUGUAAAGAUUUUUUUUUUAAUAGGGCUCCCACAUUAAUAACCAAAAAAUGUCAAUGUACUGUAUAUUCCCCGUGAAUACUAAUUAAUGAAAUACCAAUUUUCGCCCCCUGCCCCCCCCCCCCACCGUGGAUCCGCCACUGUCAGUGCUGUUAAAGUAAUGUGAGUGGAGCAGGGUUUCCCCAGGAAUUUGUACUUGCGCUCGGCCCAUAUUCAGUGGCGAGUGUGACAUCUGAAUCGAUCGCAGUGAGCAGUGUGGUGAAGUAUGGUUAAGCAACUACCGUAACCGACACAGAGUGCACAGGGGAGGCUUUCAUACAGCAGUGAAUUGGCAAAUAGUGAUAAGUUAUUUUCAUACGCCAAAUGUAUUCAUAUGGAGCGCAUAAAUUCCACAGCUCCUCGACGAUUUUCACUAAAUAUAUAUAUUUUCCAGUAUUGCUUGUGGUAUUUUGGAAAAUAUAGUACUUGUGAAUUAAUUUCUCUCGUCCACCGGGUGGAAGGAAUUAUGCAAUCAGUUCACGUGCAGGUGCAAGGUGGCUUGGCCCAUCUCAGGGCUGUGAGAGAUGACGGUGACGAGGCAGUCCAUCUAGCAGUAGAUUUAAAAUAUCUGUUUAUGGCGAUGAUGAUGUACCACAAGGUGGCGAGCGGUGUUCACAAUUUAAAAAAACAACGUUUACAGCCACUUGGGGGCGCCAGAGAUUAGGGGUGAAGUGAAUGGUAUUGAGGUGGCCUGGUCGAGGCAUGUGAGACAUGAUGUGGUUAGAGGGCAAUGAGAAUGAGUUUGGUGGAGAGAAACAGACGUAUUAGGUGGGCUCAGCACUGCAGUGCCACUCAACCCCUUAUGAGCAAUUGAAUUGAACCAGUGCUUGGGAUUCCAUAACUUUGUACACGUGCACGAGCAUCCCAUGUUGUCAAUCAACUGCUGGAUUAGGAACUUCCCCACGCCGUGCGGGUCGUGGAGGUUAUUUGACCACGCUUGGGUUCAGUGUGGGUUGGUGCAGGCCGGAAGCACAGACACGCGAGCGUGUUGGUGAAACUGACGGUUGUUGGGAGUUGUUAACGACCUCGCCUCGUAUAGAGGUCAUGGGUUCGAUCCCGACCCAAGACGCCUGUAUAUUUGGAGUUUGCAUGUUCUCCCCUUGGUCGCGUGGAUUUUUCUCCGGUUCCUUCGGGUUUUUUUUUCUCCAAAUUUAGAAAUGUGCGUUAAGAGUAAUGUGUAUGCUAUUCAUUUCCACGUGAUAAGCCACAUCGUCGAGCUAUCAUUUGUGGCCAGGUCGUUUAUGAAAAAGAUAUUAAUAGGUUAAAUAGUUUUCUGUAUGUAUGUUGAACUUCUUUUUCACCGUACGUAGCCAACCGUGCUAAUCGGGGGCGCAUUGCCAUCUGCUUUUCACCUUGUAGCCACGCAUCCUUCAUUGUGGGACAUAAAAAUAAAUCACUCAAAACGCACGGUAAUUGUCGCCAAACCUUGUACAUUUUUUCACCUUUGCCUCUUCGCCAGAAACAAGAUUACACGACCAUUUCCGUCCCACAGCACACCCACACACUUUACAACCAUUUUAUAAAUUCCCAUAAUGCUUUGCGCAAAACGACCAGAUGUCACAAUCCACAUCGCAGACUUUCAGCUGCAAUCUCCAUUUGCUUUUCGAUGAUGUCGAAUAAAAAAAAUGGACGGUUAACCUUGAACAAACGUUGUAAUUCAAUACAAUACUUUGUUUAUAACCACGUGAGAGCCCAUUUGGCACGAAAAUGUAUUGUUCAAGUGCAAGUGAUUCCAUUGCAUAUGGCACAACACUCAAUGUAGAUAUAAUUAUCCAUACAUUCCGAUGAAGAACCUUCUCAACAAGGGGUCUUGCAACUCAUGAAUAUUGAACGCCUGUUUUUUACAUGGAACUGUUUUUUCUCCAGUAUUUUAACCCAUUACACCUGGGUCUGCCCCUUGACCUGCUGGCAAGCCAUAGUCAUACCACGUGUCUGCAAGGUGCAUCGAGCUCUGCACAAGGCCAAUGUGAUGUGAAGGCCAUUUAUUGAUGAACGGGGACUCCUCUUUGUGUACUGUGCGUUGGCUGUGUUUGCACUGUGUGUUGUGUAUAUCUGGGGAUAUCCCGUUGUUUAAGAAAUCGAUUGCUCUACAAAUGAUUGGUUUUGCUUCGGUUCCCGCACGUGCCCCGAGACGGGAGGUGAUCAUGGGGCCGGAUUUGGUUAUGUCAUUGGCAUCAUUGGGAGAGGUCCAAGAACGAUUGAGACAUCACUCGCCACUCACUGAUGCAAGCCGUGGCCGCGAAUUGAAUUCAGGUCCCCAGGUUCAUGGCACGAUGCGCUAACCACUGCAUUGGAUUUGCGCUGUAUCCCUCGUAGAAGAAGAAGACGUUUUGUUUUGAGAAUCUAUCUAAUCUGUUCCCAUGGGACCUCGGAUAACACUCCUUAUCCUAUGGAGUUUAUUUAUAAGGGUUUGUCGUAAAACGCAAUUUAUGUCUUUUGCAAGUCAUCACUCACGCAGCCCAGUUAUGUUUGCAUAAUCAAACCAAUUCUAAGUGCGUACGCCGCUUCUCCGCUCUCGACGCUGAUCCAGCGGUAGAGAUUCCACUUUCCUGUAUCGGGGAUCGGUCUGUCCAAACAAGAACCGCUUUUGACUUUACACAAAGCAAUGAGAUACUAAUUUAAUUUGUGAGAACUGUUUCCAGUGGGGGGAACCCCCCCCCCCCUACAAAGUGGAGGCUAUAUAAUCUGAACUGUAUUGUACUUUUUGAGACUGCGUAUUGUGCAAGAUGUACGUUAUACGUAUGCGUGGCUCGUCCGUGCGUGUGUAGCGCACGCACGGGUUAAAUCCCCAUGUGACCCCGUGCGGGUAGCAGCACGGUGCUUGCUCUGCUAGAACCAGAACACAUCGCCAGCACGACACGCCAGCAUUUCCUCCGGCCCAACACAGACACAAGCGCUCAACGCCUCAUCUGCCCACCAGCCCGACCAGCUGCCCAACGCCAGUUUUAUUUGGGGUAAAAGACCGGGUUGGCAAAUUUAGCCGGGGAGUCGAACCUCAAUGGCUCUGGCUCGCUGGUCAUGGCUAGGUUGAGGCCAGUUGGCUCCUGGCUCGUGACCAGCGCAACGUACGCACGCGUGAUGGAUCUGGUUAAAGCCAUUCAUGGUAGUAUUUGGGUGAUUCUACCUCCCAUGUAUGGAAUUGUGGAUGACCCGAGAUGCCCUCCUCUCCGUAAUGUCAGAGGUGUUUAGCAUUGCGUUGCAUGCCAUGUGCCACUGUGGCAGUGUCCUGUAACUUGCUUGUUUUGUAAAAGUUCUACAUAUGCCCAUGCAAAAAAAUAUAAUACUCAAUAUAAAUUG
Molecule: messenger RNA, 4073 nt
Organism: Petromyzon marinus (sea lamprey)
Lineage: Eukaryota; Metazoa; Chordata; Hyperoartia; Petromyzontiformes; Petromyzontidae
Product: barrier-to-autointegration factor-like
Biological process (GO): chromosome organization
Cellular component (GO): nucleus; condensed chromosome
Molecular function (GO): DNA binding
Source: RefSeq, a predicted model, not a curated record